AUGUUCCAGCCGUCCUCAGAGUGCAGCUACCUUUUUAGGUUCUGGGAUCAGUGCUGGGAGGACGAGUGUAGGGAGGUGACAAAGCGGGAGUACGGCUGCGCUCUCCGGCAGCGGGCGAGAGACGCAGACGCCAAAGCUGAGAACGAGUUGGAGGCAAGAGAACGGGGGAAACAGUCAACGGGGACCCUUGGUCGGUCUUCAUCUAGGGGCAAGAGGCGUCGCAAGGAGCGAGACCAGUGGGAUAUGGAGGCGAUGAUAGAGUCAGGGGAUUGGCCAGAUGGAGAAUCGGCGUGGCAAGAGGGGGGAGAGGAAGCGCAAGAAUGCGGCACGACCUUUCGACGGCACUUGCUUCAGGUGCGACACCCUCUCCAAACGAUUGCAUGGCUUGUCUACAAGUCGGCGGGGAAAAAUAAGGAGGGGGUGGGCACCGACUGUGGGGCCGGUCGGCAGCAUCUCAUUACCGCCUCCUCGCUGCUAACCAACAAGUUCAUCAGAACACAGCUUGGAGCUGGAGGAAACGGUGCCUUCUCUGACUUUGACUGGGCCAGGGUGGCCAGUUCCUGCGUACAAACGUGGGCGUGGUACUGGGUGGUGUACAACCGGGCGAUGCUGCAGGGGGUGGACAAGUGGUAUCGUGUCGAGGACACGCCAGCCAGCCAGAUUGCUGCUAUGGCUGGCUUUUCGAGCGUGACCAUAGCCGAGGCUCUCCAAGAGUCCGAGUCAGCCCCUGACGACGAGGCAGGGGUUGGACAAGUCAUGACCAGCAACCCAACAGGGUUCGAGGUCACGUGGGCAGAAAUCGCUUCCUUUCCGGGGGGGCUGCUUCAAGAGGUGUCUGAUCUCGCCGUGGAGUUAGGAUACGAAGCAGCCCCGGGAUUGGCGAGAGAGGCAGAGAAGACCUCCGCUAGCGACGGAGGCAGUGGAGAGGGCGGAGUUCGGGACGGUGGAGCCAAGAGGGGCUGGAGAGGCCUUUUUGGCAAGCGAUGA
Molecule: messenger RNA, 987 nt
Organism: Ectocarpus siliculosus
Lineage: Eukaryota; Phaeophyceae; Ectocarpales; Ectocarpaceae
Source: the annotation of a GenBank genome assembly